Messenger RNA from Colletotrichum phormii, 586 nucleotides. Its product is annotated as EC44 protein. The coding region runs from base 186 to 380 and encodes 64 amino acids. The transcript has 2 exons. Lineage: Eukaryota; Fungi; Ascomycota; Sordariomycetes; Glomerellales; Glomerellaceae. The record is from RefSeq and is a predicted model, not a curated record.
CCCUACGACAGAAAUAAAAAGGGGGAAGUUUGUAUCGUGAUAAAAAGCCAGUGAUGUGCCAGAAAUCCAUUGAGUUCUGACUUGACCUAACUUUGGCAACGGCCCAACACAACUGCACCAGCGACAGAAUUGGGAUUAUACCAAAUCUCUCAAUUAAACAUCAACACUCGACCUCUUUCGUCGCCAUGAAAUUCAUUACUGCAAUCUCCUUUCUCUUCGCUGCGGUCGUAUCCGCCCAGUCCUGCGUCGGUGACGAGCUGCAGGUUUGUGUAGGUAACAAGAUCAAGUUCUGCAACCUCGCGAGGAACAACGUUUUCGAUUUUAUGGACUGCGGCAGUCAAAAGUGCCACAAUGUUGCUGGAGGAGCAAACUGUCAAUAAUUUGGUUCAUGGCACUUUGUGUGGAGAGGGAAAUUUUGGAUGGAAUGUUGGCCUCACGCGUAGACUUUUUGAGAAUAAAGCCAAUCAAAUGAGCUCAGCUCUGAUCUAGUCAUGUCAUGAAACACUGGAACUUUCGCGAAUUAUGUGAAUGCCCAACUGUGGGCAGUACACACUGCACAUCUGGACCAACGAGGCAAGCAAUGAGG